This is a messenger RNA of Arachis stenosperma, 2215 nucleotides long. RefSeq names its product probable protein arginine N-methyltransferase 3. Gene Ontology annotation, molecular function: protein-arginine N-methyltransferase activity. Lineage: Eukaryota; Viridiplantae; Streptophyta; Magnoliopsida; Fabales; Fabaceae. The record is from RefSeq and is a predicted model, not a curated record. Bases 78 to 1991 code for a protein of 637 amino acids. The transcript is spliced from 7 exons. Gene Ontology annotation, biological process: peptidyl-arginine methylation.
CACCCCAUAAUGUGUAGUCGCCGCUUUUUCAUCAUCGAUUUUUAGGGUUUUAAGGGUUUAAGCUUUUUACAACACUCAUGGCUUCCAACGGUAAGCAACACGAACAAGACGAAGAGCUUUUCAAACGAAUCGAAGACGAAGAAGAAGAUUAUGAAGAAGAAGAAGAAGAAGACGGCGAAGAAGGAUGGGACGAUUGGGAAGGAGACGACGGUGAUCCACAAUCGGAAUUGCUCUGCCUCUUCUGUGAUUCUCGCUACGCUUCUUGCGAUUCCCUUUUUGCACAUUGCGCUUCCAUUCACCACUUCGAUUUCCAUGCCACUCGAAAAGCUCUUACAUUGGAUUUCUAUUCCUCCUUCAAGCUUAUUAACUAUAUCCGCUCUCAGGUGGCAGAUAACAAAUGUUGGAGCUGUGGAUUGACAUGUCAGUCCAACCAAGACUUGCUGAAUCAUCUGCAUGAUGCAAUUGACUUAAGUGAUAUAAAGAUUAAGUGGGAUGAUGAUAGAUAUUUAAAACCCUUUAUGCAAGAUGAUUCACUGUUGUACAGUUUUGUUGAUUAUGAAGAUGGGGAAGAUGAGCAAAUCCCAUCAAUGGAUGAAGAUCUUAUGAUGGAUUUGAAGAACUCUAUAGACACUCUCGAUUUGAAAAAUGUGGUAGUUACUGAUGGUGUACAUGAUACGAGUAGCAGCCAGAAGGUUGCUUCUGUUCCUAAUGAUCAUUUGAACCAGGCUAGUUCUUCAGACAAGGAACUGGUUAAUGGCAAGAACUCUAGAGCAUAUGUGCCCUCAAUUGAUGAGGCUAGAGAAGAAGGGCUCUUGUUGGCCAAAUCUCAAAAUCACAUGGAAAAGCAGAUUAAGAUGGUUAAUGAAAGUUAUUUUGGAUCUUAUAGCUCAUACGGCAUCCACCGUGAGAUGUUAAGUGAUAAGGUGAGAAUGGAUGCUUAUGGCCAGGCAAUUUUGAAAAAUCCUUCUCUCCUAAAUGGUGCUGUGGUUAUGGAUGUAGGUUGUGGAACUGGCAUCCUGAGCCUAUUUGCAGCUCAAGCAGGGGCAUCACGGGUCAUAGCAGUUGAGGCUAGUACCAAGAUGGCAGCAGUAGCAUCUCAGGUUGCACAAGAUAACGGUCUCUUACUGGAUAAAAGCCAGUGUGGUGUGAAUGGCCAUCAAAAGGGAGUGGUAGAAGUGAUUCAUGGUAUGGUUGAAGAAAUUGACAAAAAUGUUGGAAUUAAACCUCACAGUGUUGAUGUAUUGUUAAGUGAAUGGAUGGGAUAUUGCCUGCUAUACGAAUCCAUGCUUGAUUCUGUGCUCUAUGCACGCGACCGGUGGUUGAAGACUGGAGGUGCCAUUCUUCCUGACACAGCAACUAUUUUUGUUGCAGGAUUUGGAAAAGGUGGCACAAGUCUUCCAUUUUGGGAAAACGUGUGUGAAUUUGACAUGUCUUUCAUUGGGAAGGAACUUGUCAAAGAUGCUGCCCAAAUUCCUAUAGUCGAUGUUGUGGACUCUCAAGAUUUAGUUACCAGUUCUGCGGUUCUUCAGACCUUUGAUUUGGCAACCAUGAAGCCUAAUGACGUUAAUUUCACUGCAACUGCCACUUUGGAACCAAAAUCAAGAGUUUUGGAAUAUGGAGAAAUGCGUGUAGAUUCUGAAACAUGCUGUCGGUGUUAUGGAGUUGUAUUGUGGUUUGAAACCGGAUUUACAAGCAGAUUCUGCCGUGAAGCGCCAACUGUGUUAUCAACAUCUCCUUACACACCAAAAACACAUUGGUCACAAACAAUCUUAACCUUUAAGGAACCCGUUGAGAUUGGAUUUCAGAAAGGAAACAAUGGUGAUCUGGCAGCAAUCGGCACUGAGGACUUUCCUGCUGCAAAGGUUGAUGUGCGUGUCAGCAUUGUACGUUCCACAGAGCAUCGCAGUAUUGAUAUUUCAUUAGAAGUUGUCGGUGUUAGUCCUGAUGGCCGGAGACGCAGUUGGCCGGCUCAAUUUUUUUCUUUGCAGUAGAGUUUAUACACCACAAUAGCAAAGAUCUUCAUACUGGCAUCUUGUUGGCAGCCAGUUACAAAAAUGUUUUAGAAUGUUGUAACCCUUUUCAUAGGUUUCCAUUUUUGUCGAGGAAAUAGGUCCUUUUCUUAAUUAUUUUUUAGAAUGUUGUUUUAGGCUACGUUAAUCGGUAAAAUUUUGAAUCGUGAUAAAAUAUAAAAAAGAUAUAAGUAGCCAUAUUAUUG